UCGUCGUGGAAUGGUCAGCCUUGCUCGAAACUUAAAUACGUCGCGUAGUGGAGCCGUGUUUUUUGAUGCGUCCCACAAUAUGGAGGACGAGGAGUAUUUACAACCUGUGUUGACUUCGCAAGAGGAAGAAUAUUUUCAAAAAUUGGAUACAAUUCCAUUUGUAUCCGUUCCUCUUAUACUUGGCGUGUCUUUAGAAAUUAUAGGAAUUGUAUUUGUGUCUGUGUGGCCAGAUGAGCAAAAUAAAUGCGACACUUAUUUUAUAUAUUUAUAUCUUCAUUGUCUGUAUUGGUUGAUAAUUAUGGUGGUCGAUCAUUUUGUCAAAGCGAAGCAUCAUGUAUUACGUAUCUAUGGAUACCUUGAAUUUUAUCAAUCAACAUAUCAGCAAAUAAGGGCACCCCAUUUCAUAGCAUCCUUGUGGAUUACAUGCUAUUUAUUAUUAGCUGUUAUUUUACAUCAUACGCAUAAAAUCAAUUACGAACAAUAUUGUAGAGCAUCGGAAUGGUUCACCCCACUGAAUUACAUUGUAUUUCUAACUUCAUUAGAACUGAUGAUCAUUGUGCCAGUUUAUGUAAAUUAUAUUAAAAGAGUUAUGAGAUUCAAUCAAUUGCGUCCACCACCUGAUGUUACACGAGAAGAAUGGUUGUCCUCUUUCACUCAGAACACAUAUGCAGGUAGUGGAGAAGUAGGUUACCAUCGUGGGGGAACAAACUUGGAGGAGCUGCUAGAGAAGCAGGCAGAUUUGAUAAGAUAUUUGAGAGAUCAUAAUGUUAAAUUAAGUAUUAGAAUGAUGAUGUUAGCAACUCAGCGAACAUUACCAGAAGCAUAAAUCGUUUAUACAAAUUAUAAUCGUUUAAGUGAAUUACACGCGUAAAAGUAAG
This is a messenger RNA of Dufourea novaeangliae, 878 nucleotides long. Its product is annotated as transmembrane protein 192. The transcript has 4 exons. Gene Ontology annotation, cellular component: late endosome; lysosomal membrane. Bases 11 to 826 code for a protein of 271 amino acids. Lineage: Eukaryota; Metazoa; Arthropoda; Insecta; Hymenoptera; Halictidae. The record is from RefSeq and is a predicted model, not a curated record.